Molecule: messenger RNA, 5564 nt
Organism: Tachysurus vachellii
Lineage: Eukaryota; Metazoa; Chordata; Actinopteri; Siluriformes; Bagridae
Gene: tsc1a
Product: TSC complex subunit 1a
Exons: 22
Coding region: 312-3653 (1113 amino acids)
Biological process (GO): regulation of cell cycle; negative regulation of cell population proliferation; negative regulation of TOR signaling
Cellular component (GO): TSC1-TSC2 complex
Source: RefSeq, a predicted model, not a curated record
CCAUUCUAUUCCUUUACAUUUGCUCUCGCUAUAAUUGCACUAGUAUUGCGAGACAAUGACGGUAAACACUGUGAACGACCGCUAGUUGUAAAUCGCUAGACUUUGUGUGUGUGCACUUGGACUUAUUACGAAAUCUCUGAGGGACUAUUUUUCCUCCGCGGCGACAGCGCUACACUGCGGGUCGUGAGGCGUCCAAGAUGGCGGCAGCGUUUAAGGUCCAGGCUUUUUAAAAGGCACUCCAUGUUGACCCAACUGAGCCUUAGGACCCACUGUGACAAAGCCUGUAGUCCUGCCAUCUGUCCUGCACUAACAUGGCCAAGGACCAGCCAAAUGUCUUCGACCUCCUCCUGCUUCUGGAGUCCACAGAUCUGCAUGAGCUGGAGCAGGUCAGAAGUGUCCUACAGGAGAACCUUAGUGCAGAUAAAGGAUCUGUGCUUCUCAAUGGCCUCGUGGAUUAUUAUCUGGACACCAGCUCUCCUCAGGCUGUGGACCUUCUGUCCUCCGUCAGGGAGCCUCAUGACAAGCACCUCUUAGACAAGAUGAACGAGUGCAUGGCCAAGCCGAGCAGCAGGCUCCCAACCCUCAACCUCCUCGGUCAUGUUGUACGCAAGCAGCCGUCAUGGAUUCACAAGAUCACUCGCUUCCCUCUGCUUGCUUCACUACUUAAAUGCCUCAAGACUGAGUCAGAUGUUGUGGUUCUUAUAACUGGAGUGUUGGUGUUAGUCAUCCUGUUACCCAUGAUACAACAGACCAGCAAACAGCUCCUGUUUGAGUUUUUCGACAUCUUCGGACGACUUGCAGCUUGGAAUCAGAGAAACCCAGGCCAUGCUCAGGGAGCGUAUGCAGUUCAUCUGCACGCCAGCGUGUACUCGUUCUUUCACCGCCUCUACGGCAUGUACCCCUGCAACUUUGUGUCCUACCUGCGUGCCCACUACAGCAUGAAAGAGAACGUGGACACUUUUGAGGAAGUAGUUAAGCCGAUGCUUGAACAUGUGCGGAUACAUCCAGAGCUCGUUACUGGAACCAAAGACUAUGAAGUCGACCCGAUUAGGUGGAAGAGAUUUGAGACCCAUGACAUUGUGAUCGAAUGUGCCAAAGUGUCCCUGGAUCCUAAGGAAGCGUCUUGUGAGGAGGGCUACUCAUCUCUUCCUGAACAUGUGCCACGGCGCCCCAUCGACAGCAGCAGGUCCUGCUCGGAUCUCAGCACACAAGGAAGUUCAUCUUUCAACUCUAUGGCUAUAGUUCGCCAGUCCCUUUCCCUUUCAUUACCCCAUCUGACAGUCACUCAGCACCCAGGCCUGCAGACCCCCAGUCUACAGGGUCUUGAGGCAGAGUCCUCAGGGAUGAAGGAGGCCAUGUGGAGCCCUUCCUCUGUGUGUGGGAUGAGUACCCCUCCCAGCUCUAGAGGAAUGUCUCCCACCACCGUCUCUGAUCUGUCACACAGUGCCUCUAACGUCUUAGGGCGUGUCCCGAACACACCAGUGGAUGGGAAGUGGACUCCGUCAGCCUCCACACCCUCAGGGUCCUCCCCUCUCCUAUUGCUCUCCGGGGAACUCGAGCACACUGCCCAACCCACCAGCAUUACUCUCCCUCUUCCUAAGACAAAUCAGGAGAUUAAAAAAGGCAACCACGCAACUAUCAAUGGCACAGGUACGGGUGAUGGGAUCAGUCCUUUUUCUUUGACUGAGCUCUCUGACUUUGUAAAGAGGACGGAGAGAGAGAAAGAGGAAGAUGCCAUCACAGCGGAGUUGCUGACACUAACCCAGGGCAAACUGGAUUCGCUCCGCACAUCAGCCACGGACGCAUCCUUUUCCAGCACCACUGAGGCACCCCUCGACUUAAACCCCAGCAUUUAUACCCUGCCUCGUAAUCUGGCCUCCACCCCAGACACCAUAAAAGCAGCAGAGCAGCAGCACAUGUGGCCCUGUUUCACACCCAUAGAGAACUCCUUGAGCCCAGCUGAAGACGCCUCCUUGGAGUUGUUUAAGGGCUCGUUUCCCUAUGAGCAUCUCUUCGACCUGGCCUUGCCAAAGCUGGCCUCUCUGUACAUGGAGAAGAAGAUCGCAGAGGCUCAGCUGAAGGCUGGCAGAGAGGAGGUGGAGGUGGGGGAUCUGUCCGCUACGUCUCCUCUAGAGGUGCUGGAUCGUCUUAUUGAGCAAGGCCAUGAGCUUCAUGAAAAAGUGUUAAAAAGAUAUCCUUCUUCGUCAAACCCCGCGGCCGAGCCACACCUUGGAGGUAAACAUCAUAGCACUAAAGGAAAAGGCUCAGGAGCCCCUGAUGAGCUGACGCUUUUGCGCAGUCAGUUGCUGCUCCUGCACAACCAUCUGCUGUAUGAGCGGCACAAAAGAGAGCAGCACGCACUGCGCAACCGCCGCCUGCUCCGCCGUGUCAUCAACGCCACUGCAUUGGAGGAGCAGAACAACUCCAUGAAGGCCCAGCUGAGGCUGCAGGAAGUGGAGAUCCAGACUCUGCGGGUGAGUCUGCAGGAAGAGCAAAAACGCUCCAAGCAUCUGCAGCAGGAAGGAGAGGCGCAGGUGCAGCAGCUCCACAGCCAGCUCCAGAAGGUCCAGCGUGAGAGGAACAACUUCUGUACCAAAACUCAGGAGCUACAGAGUGACCUGCAGGAAAGUAAGAAGAAAAUGGGUGAGCUGGAGGCAGAGCUGCAGAGAGCCAAUAACAAAGUGUGCAAUACAGGACACCUGCUCAGCCAGCUGUCUAUGAAGCUCAACAACAGUGAAAGCCUGGAGCAACAGAUGGCCUUUUUGAACAAACAGUUGUUACUGCUGGGUGAAGCCAAUAAAGUGUCCGUGCAGGAAGUCCAGCGCCUGGGACCAGACUCGUGUAAAGAGCAGAAGAUGCUGCAGAUGUGCUCCAUGCGUGAGACCGAGCGGUUAAGACAGAGCUCCAUUCAGCAGAGCCAGAGGUUGGAGGCAGCCCAGCAGCGCAUCACUGACCUGGAGACCCAGCUCACCAAGAAGGAGCACCUCAUCCUGGAGCAGAAGAAACUCCUGGAGAAUGUCAAAAAUCAGGCCAAAGGGCAGCUGCAAGCUUCUGAGAACAGGUAUCUUGCUCAAAAGCAUGUGACUCAGGCGCUACAAUCAGAGAUGCUCCAGCUGUACAGUCAGCUCGAGCUUGCCAGCCUCUCAAACAGCACACCAGCAGGAGGAGCAGCAGAACCAGACAGCCCUCUAAACCAGAGGCCGAACGGCAGCAACGCCUCCACUUCAGCUCAGACCUCAGAGUCAGGGAAAAGAGAGGAAACUUCUAACAUGUGUGUGAACGGCGAGCUGUCGCCACUCUCUCCCGGAUCCCCGCUAUCCUCUGCACUGUUCAACGGUAGUCAGGAAGAAGACAUUUCAGCCCUGUCCUGCAACUCUCCUUUGGCCGAAAGCUUCCUGGGAAUGCACAACCAAGGGCUGCUGAAGAAGACGAAGAGUCCGUACGAUGAAGAGCACAGCCACAGGCUUCAUGACCAGAGAUCGGAGCUUGCUGAGAAACGCUCAGAGCUCGCAGUGUCCCCGAGCCUGGCGGAGGAAGAAGCCGUCCACCCGCCUGUGGAUCUGCACAGAGCUCGCACUUACAACAUCCAGAGGCGCAGACAGCAGGACCUGCACAUCAUGGAUUACAACGAGAUGCACCAGGAGAAGACAUAAAGGAGAUUGGUUGAGUUUGCAGGACUGCCACUGUAGAUUUGCUUGCAACACUAGACCGAAUGAUGGAGUAAAUAUGUUUUGACCUCUGCAGCACUCUUAAUUUUAACAAGAGUGGACUGCAUCAUUUUAGCAAGAAAAAAAAAAAACAUUUUUUUUUUAAAGCUCUACUGUAUUACAAAACAGCCAAAAAAAAAAAGAGAAGGGUGUGUGUGUACACCAAGGGUUUAAAACUAUAGGAUCACUAAGUUUUAGGGGUUGUGUUUGUUUUUGGGCUGAGUUUACAGUUCUUCAGAUUUCAUUAAACCCGAACCUAAAACGUACUGAUUGUAGCUUUAAACUCGAUCCAGCCGAAUCUUGUAACCACCAUGGUGUAAAAUAUGAGCACUUUUCUGAUCGCAUCUAAAGAGACAUUUGUUCUGGGUUCAAUUUGGGUUUAUUCCUGUAUUGGAACGCUUGAUCGACAUUUUAGCUUUAGAUGUGUGUAAAAGUAUGCUGCAGUGGUGGUUACGUUGUGUGUGUGGAUUGUGUGUAGAACACAUAUUGCUUUAAUUGCUGUGUUUGCUUUUGUAACUUCCCGAUAAGUCGAUAGGAUCGUAUACAUUUGUCCAUGCCAAAGGGUCUUCGCGAGUUAGUUAGACGGAUGACAUGGAAAAUAUCUUUAAGCAAUUUUUUCUCCCUGAAAUUUCUUCUUUCUAUUCUCCCUCACGAAUCAAGCACUGAAAAUACUGUGCAUCAACAAAUCAAGCCCUAAUAGUCAGAUACAACUGUGAAAGACUCGCAAAAAAAAAAAAAAACGUAUGCAGCUGUGAUCUAGACGAUGGUGUGUGUGUGUGUAUGUGAGAGAGUGUUGACGAUUUCAGAACCUUGCUUGGGUUGCUUCGCCUUUAGGAAAAGAUGAAGCAAGUGUUAAACAAUUAUAGAAUUUAUUUUUUAUUAAUUCAGUUUAAUUCUGGGUUCCUAAAUCCUAGACACUAGUGCAAUACUUCUCUUAGCAUUACACUUCAUUACAAGCUCCGAAGCAUGUAAGGUGUAGUGUUUUUUUUGUUUUUUUUUUGCUGCUCAGUUAGAGACGUCACACAACACAAACUCCGCUGCUGUUCAUCCUGUAUAGAGGUAGUGCCUCAGAUUUGCCCCUGCCAGGCUCUUCAGUGAAUUUUAGUCACAGUUGUGUAAUGGGGGGAAAAAAGAAAAAGAAAAAAUCCAUCGCUGCUUGGAUUAUAUGUGAAAUGUGAAAGUUUCAUGGUAGCAUUGUAUAGUAUACAAUCACAAAUACACUAAAACUCAGCUGAUGACCUGAAAUCUAAGCUCUCACAUGUAUCAAUGCCCUUUGAAAAGAUUGUCAAUCAUUUUUGCCAGAAUCAGGGACCUUUUAUGAUCUCUUGUCAUGGUUUCAGCUAAAUACAAAUGUGAAAUACUGAAAAACAAAUAAAAAAAACAAACAAAAAAAAAAACAAUUCACCAAGGACUGAAGGAACUGUUUGACACGACGAGGACAAUACAGAGAUAUCACGAAGUUUUCAGACUUUUUGCCGACUUUGUUCAAGAAACCAGUUCAACCACAGAACGCAUGCAUGAUGACCCAAAUCUCCUGCUCACUAUUUUAAAUCCUGCAGCUUAUAUUUCAAUUUAAUGAAGUGUACUCGGCUGUCAACAUGGCUUUCACUGACAUCUGUGUGAUUUAAUGUUGUUCACAAAAUGCCUUAAUAAGAUACAAAAAAAAGGACAUCUCUCCUUUCCCCAGAGGACAAAUUGCAGUGGUUCUGAGGAACUAUGGUACAAUUUGACAAUAAUCUGGUGUGGAGUCAGAUGUCCUCAGGGACAAAAAAAAAAGUAUUGAUUCUGAAGGCACACAAAGAAAAGGAUUUCUACUCGUUAAGCUAUGAUCAGGAAUAAUAAAAUAUAUGUUUUGCA